GCGCCGUUCUUAAAAAUUAAAAAAUUCAAAAUUACGGCGAAAAAAUUAAUUGAUAUAAGUGCAAGAUUGUGUGACUAUGUUCAAUGACAUAGGUGACAACAGUUUAUUAUAGGAUUUAGGAACACGGCAGUGCCAUUUACCAAUCUGAGCUUAACUGUGAGUUAACUUAGCAACCACAUUGUUGAUUGUCAAAGUCAACUUAUUGUCAGAAAAAUUUGCACUUUAAUAAGAUAUUAGUUUAAAUCUUUUAAAUAUCGACGAAAAUAACCGCAAUGAGUCGUCACGAAGGGGUUAGUUGUGACUCCUGUUUAAAAGGGAACUUUAGAGGCCGCAGAUACAAAUGCUUAGUUUGCUAUGAUUAUGAUUUGUGUGCUGUUUGUUAUGAAUCUGGGGCUACCAACACAAGGCAUACUACGGAUCACCCUAUGCAAUGCAUCCUCACAAGAUCAGACUUUGACGUUUAUUAUGGAGGAGAAGCCAUAACUACUCUCGAAAUGCCCCAGUCCUAUACUUGUCCCUACUGUUCACGAAUGGGCUUCACUGAUGUAACUCUGCAAGAGCAUGUAACUGCGGAUCACCAAGAAACUACUUUUGAAGUGGUGUGUCCUUUAUGUGCUGCAAUGCCCGGGGGUGAUCCAAAUUUAAUGACUGAUGAUUUUGCUGGUCACCUAACCCUAGAACAUCGUUCAGGUCCUCGGGAUCUCAUCUCUUUUCUUGACGACUCAGGAGCGACUCGUCAUAAUGUGAGACGCAUUCCUCACACUACAGCUUCUCACUCUGGAACUGGACGAGGAGCGUCGUCCUUAAGACCACGUCGAUCUAAUAUGCAUUUUAGUUCUGGGGGAUUAUCAUCUCUAUCACCGUCUUCUCGAGAGUCCGUAGAUCCAAUUGCUGAAUUGCUGUCUCAGUUAUCUGGCGUCCGCAGAUCUGCUAGUAGUACGAGCAGCAGUACACCAACGCAGCUGCAGCAACUCCAGAUGCAGCUACAACUGGAACGACAACAAGUUAAUGCUGCAAGACAACAACUAGAACGUUUUCCUCGGCGUCAAACUCAAAGUCAGACACUAAGAGAAGCUCAUACUUCGAAUUUUGGUACAUCAACCAUUCUGCUCAACGCAUCACCUGUGUUCAUUCAACCAUCCGCCAAUGCACCAUCAGCACCAUCACAAGGACAAAAUUCACAAUUUCUUUUAUCUGGUUUACUGGAUGAAUUAUCCUUAAAUACAAGUUCUAAUGAAGAGAAGCAGGAACGUUGCGCUUUUGUCCAGGAGUUGGUACUAUCAACCUUGUCGUCCAUAUCUGGUGAAGGCAGCUCUGAUAACAAUUUCCUCCAGCUGACCCGGUCUAGCCGCAUAUCCGAGUCAGCUAGUGGUGAAGGUGCCGGUAGAACCGCCCACCGUCGAGGGGGUACUGUGUUGCGCGGCAGGGCUCGAUCAGAUAAUCAAAAUGCUAGACGAAGAGCAGAGGCUAACCGUAUGGAAGAAGGAAAAACUUCUUUGGACGGAAAUAAUACCACAUAGCUUUUGUGAAAUUUCUAAGUUAUUGUGAUGUUGUUUGGUUUUCCAUUUGUCAAAGAAAAUUCAUGUUUGGUUUGUUGUUUUUAGUUUCAAAUAAAUUAUUUUCAGAGCUUUCAUCAAAUUUGAAUUGUUUUUCUUUUUUUUAAUUUGUUUUCAUAAAUGUUGGGCUUUAGUUUUUACGCUUCCACGUUCCAGAAGCCGCAAUUUUGCAAACGCGUAUGGUUUAUAUGCCUAUGAUUUUUACCUCUCAGAUGUAGUUUGAAUUCGUAGGUAUAUUUAUAACACCAUUUAUCUGGAAAAUAAGACUUGUUAGUAUUAUAAAUAAAUAUGUUG
This is a messenger RNA of Cylas formicarius (sweet potato weevil), 1850 nucleotides long. Its product is annotated as E3 ubiquitin-protein ligase KCMF1-like. The coding region runs from base 273 to 1520 and encodes 415 amino acids. Gene Ontology annotation, molecular function: zinc ion binding. The transcript has 7 exons. Lineage: Eukaryota; Metazoa; Arthropoda; Insecta; Coleoptera; Brentidae. The record is from RefSeq and is a predicted model, not a curated record. Gene Ontology annotation, biological process: synaptic signaling. Gene Ontology annotation, cellular component: plasma membrane.